AAGUUCCCAACAAUGGAUAUACAGUACGUCUACCAGAAGGAGCGCCGUGAGUUUGGCAAACAGUGUCUCUUCUCGGACAAGAAUAAGGUGGAAUUUUCCGAACCGGCCAACCAUGAUCUGUUCCGCGAGUACAUACUACGUGAUCCCGUAUCGGUGGGCACACAGUACAGCCGCCAAAUGGCAAUCAGUGAAGCGAACACGGAGAGUGCGGAAUACGAACAUCACGGUAUCCUGCACUCGGAGGGUGGUUGGCCGAAGGAUGUGAACUAUCUCGAUCCUGAGCAAACCGUACGGUACAGGCGCAAGGUGGAAAAGGAUGAGAGCUACAUCAGCCAGCUAAUGGCACUGACCAAACCGAUGGAGCACUGUAUCUUCCAGAACAAUGCGGUCAACAUCUACGAGAAGUACUUUGACGAUCUUGAGCCGGCGCCGCUGAUCGAGCGCAGUAGCUCGCGUACGCUAAACGUGUACCGGGAUCCGAGUAUCUACAAGCAGCCGGUAACGCACCUGUCCUGGUCACCGGACGGUGGUACCAAGAUUGCCGUUUCACACUGCAACAUGAACUUUGGCGAGGUGCUCGGUAAGGCGGUUUGCUCGUACAUCUGGGAGGUGGAGAACCCGAAUGCUCCGCUGCUUCGCUUUAAGCCAAUCAGUUCGAUGAUCUGUCUGGAGUACAAUCAGAAAGAUCCGACAACGCUGGUGUGCGGCAUGUACAACGGGCAGGUAGCAGCGUGGGACACCCGGAACGAACAGGAACCGGUAAUGAUUAGUGAGCGAGAACACUCGCACCGUGCUCCGGUAAAUUCGGCACUCUGGAUUAACUCGAAGAGCGGUACGGAGUUUUUCUCCGGCUCGUCCGACAGUCAGGUGAUGUGGUGGGAUACUCGUAAGCUGUCGCAACCGAUCGAUAAGCUGCUGAUGGAUCCGAUCAAGGCGGACGAACAGGAUCUGUCCCGUUCGUACGGUGUCAGCUGUCUCGAGUACGAAACGUCCAUACCGACACGGUUCAUGUGUGGCACCGAGCAGGGCAUGCUGUUCUCGUGCAAUCGGAAAGGAAAAUCGCCCCAGGAGAAGAUAGUUUUUCGGAUGCAAUGCCACACGGGACCAAUAUACGCAUUGACACGAAACCCGGCGUUCGUCAAGAACUUCCUCACCAUCGGCGAUUGGAUCGCACGGAUCUGGUCAGAAGAUUGCCGAGAAAGUUCGAUCGUCUGGACGAAAAACCAUGACGUUAUGCUGACGGACGGUGCUUGGAGCCCGACUCGAUAUUCGCUGUUCUUCGUCAGCCGUGUGGAUGGUGUGCUGGAUGCUUGGGACCUGUUGCAGCAGCACAGUGAACCGACGCUCAGCAUCAAGGUGUGCGAUGAGAGCCUCAAGUGUUUGCGGGCACACGAAUCGGGCCGGCUGGUCGGUACGGGUAGUGUGAAGGGUGCCACGUUUCUGAUCGAAAUGUCGGAAAACAUGACCUCGAUACGGAACGACAAGCCAUUGUUGACGGCGAUGCUUGAGCGAGAAAACCGUCGCGAAAAGAUCCUGGAAGCUAAAUCACGCGAGAUGAAGCUGAAGGUACGCACCCUAAACCGUCAGGACGAACAUACAGAGGACAAACCGAAGCUUUUCCAGUGUCGCUCUGCCUGUGAAGCUGCUGAACAGGAAUAUCUCCAAAUGUUGGAAAAGGAACGAAAAUCACGCCAUCCGGAGGAGUACGAGGAAGAAUAUGAUCCCAAGAAAGUGAGAAAACCCUACAAGCCGGAAAACUACGAAUCGGACGGUGAAAACGAGUGA
Molecule: messenger RNA, 1785 nt
Organism: Anopheles maculipalpis
Lineage: Eukaryota; Metazoa; Arthropoda; Insecta; Diptera; Culicidae
Gene: Dnai2
Product: dynein intermediate chain 3, ciliary
Exons: 5
Coding region: 13-1785 (590 amino acids)
Biological process (GO): cilium movement; outer dynein arm assembly
Cellular component (GO): outer dynein arm
Molecular function (GO): dynein heavy chain binding; dynein light chain binding
Source: RefSeq, a predicted model, not a curated record